AUGGCAGUCCAGGCCCCCUCCUCCGCAGCCCCAACGCCACCCCACGGUCCCCUCAUGACCUCCGACCACUACGCCAACUACGUCCCCCACGACCUAAAAUACUCCCCGACCUUCGAAGACGACCUCCUCGCCCUCGUCCUCCACGGUCCCGCGCCCAACACCACUCCCGGAAUCCGUAUCCUCUCGCUCGACAGCACCGAAGAGCCCGAGAUCGGCGUCUCCGUACGCGUCAGUGAUGUGAGAUUGGAGUCCCUACCGACGAUAACAGAGGACGAACUCCCACUCCCAAUCAACGACCCCAGAAGGAUAUUCUCAAGCCCCAUAGCCGGACUUAACCUCACCCACCCAAACGGCUACCUCGAAGGCGGGCCCGGUCUCCACCCUAAUCUAGACACGUUUACAGACGACUUCCUAUCCAACCACACCCCUCGAAAUCACCGCAGCUCAACUCACCACAACGACCCCACCGUCCUCCGAGCAGCCGUAGACGCCGAAAUCCAGUCAAGUAUAGCGCUGCUGAAGCAAAGGAUGAGGGAAAGGGGAGAGGCGAAGAGGAAGAAUGACGAGGUAGAGAAGAAGUUACGGGAACUGAGGCAGGGGCACGAUAUGGAACUCCGCGUGCACAAUAAAAUGGCCGAGGAUAUCGAGAGGCGGAAAGCUGCUAAGGCCGCUGGUGGGGGGCGGACAGGAGUCAAGGGGGAAGGAGGAGGCAAGGUCUAG
Recurvomyces mirabilis is the source of this 720-nucleotide messenger RNA. RefSeq lists its product as uncharacterized. NCBI's taxonomy places the organism in Eukaryota, Fungi, Ascomycota, Dothideomycetes, Mycosphaerellales, Teratosphaeriaceae. Bases 1 to 720 code for a protein of 239 amino acids. The record is from RefSeq and is a predicted model, not a curated record. The transcript has 2 exons.